Molecule: messenger RNA, 1281 nt
Organism: Dothidotthia symphoricarpi CBS 119687
Lineage: Eukaryota; Fungi; Ascomycota; Dothideomycetes; Pleosporales; Dothidotthiaceae
Product: phosphoserine aminotransferas-like protein
Exons: 2
Coding region: 1-1281 (426 amino acids)
Biological process (GO): L-serine biosynthetic process
Cellular component (GO): cytoplasm
Molecular function (GO): pyridoxal phosphate binding; O-phospho-L-serine:2-oxoglutarate transaminase activity
Source: RefSeq, a predicted model, not a curated record
AUGGUGAACCGUUCGGACAUCAACUACUUCGGUGCUGGCCCUGCGCCACUCCCCACCGCGGUUCUCGAGAGAGCAUCGCAGGCCCUCUUGAACUACCAAGACAAAGGCCUUGGUCUUUGCGAAAUCUCCCAUCGCUCGCCCGAAGCCAACGCGAUUCUCGCCGACACGAAGCAGGCGCUUACCACGCUUCUCGAUAUCCCGGACGACUACGAGAUCCUCUUCCUCCAGAGUGGCGGUACCGGCGAGUUCAGUGCGACCGUAUACAACCUCGUCUCGAUAUGGGUGGAGAAGAAGCGCGCCAAGAUCGCUGAAGAGGUCGGCGACAACAAGGAAGAGGUGCUCAAGAGGCUUCGCAAGGUGGUGGAUGAGGAACUCAAGCUCGACUACCUCGUCACGGGUUCUUGGUCGCUGAAGGCAUCGCAGGAGGCUGCACGUCUCAUAGGCGCCAAACACAUCAAUGUGGCAGUAGACGCGCGCAAAGCCAAUGACGGAAAAUUCGGCGUCAUUCCCUCAGAGGACCAAUGGAGCCUCACACCUCGGUCGUCGGCUGGUGGGCCAGCCUUUGUGUACUUCUGCGACAACGAAACCGUCGAUGGCAUCGAGUUCCCGUCCUUCCCACACAGCCUCGAGGGCGAUGAUGCGCCAUUAGUGUGCGCCGACAUGUCAUCCAAUUUCAUCUCUCGAAAAGUGGAUGUUCGGAAGUAUGCCGUCAUAUUCGGCGGUGCACAAAAGAACAUUGGAAACACUGGUAUUGCGAUUGUGAUUAUGCGCAAAUCUUUGCUACCGCCACAUUCGACUCCUGCUUCACCUGACCUGCUGAGAGAGCUUGGCUUGUCUGUCGGUCCUAUAGUGCUGGAUUACCCUACCAUCGCAAAGAACAACUCACUAUACAACACAUUGCCCAUCUUCGACGUCUGGGUAGCUGGACAAGUUAUGAACGGGCUCGUAGAUUUGUACGGCACCAAGCGCAUCGGCGGUCAAGAAGAAAUCUCCGACGAGAAGGCUCGCCUGAUCUAUGAGGCACUCGAGAAGCACUCGGACGUAUAUCGGGUUGUUCCAGACAAGUCGGUGCGCAGCAGAAUGAACAUCUGCUUCAGGGUCCAUGGUGGAGACGCAGAAAAAGAGAAGGCUUUCCUUGCAGGUGCGGAGAAGAAGGGCCUGGUAGGCCUCAAGGGUCAUCGUAGCGUGGGCGGCAUACGUGCCAGCAACUAUAACGCGGUCUCACUUGACGGAACGAAGCUGCUUGUUUCGUACAUUGAGGAGUAUGCGAAGACAACUUGA